CUCUGCUCCCGCCCCUCCGCAGCGUGACAGCAGCCAGCGGGCGCCAGCGAGAGGGUCGACUUUUUAAGCGUGGUCGCGGGGGAUUCCUGCCAACAGUUUCGCUUUUCAUGCUGCCGACGAGCCUAGCCGCACGGGGCUUGUUCUCUGAGAGGUCGCCCUUUCGAGUGCACGACAGCGCGACGUUCGCAGCGCAACUCACGUCACCUCCGCCGCCGUGCCGGGACUUUACGCGACUACCAUGCAGCCGGCACCGAGUUCUGUCCUAGUGUUCGCCGUUGUGGUCACUUUGGUGGACAGAGGUUCUGCCAAUGCAAAAUGGGGCUACAGUGGACCAUUUGGGCCCUACAACUGGCGCAACGUUGACACGAGUCCCAACGUAAACCAAUGCGGAGACAAGCUGCAGUCGCCCGUGGACCUGGACGACCGCUACGCGGAGUUCGACUCCGGCCUUGGGGCAAUCAGCUUCAACGGUUACGACCAGCCACUGUACAACCCGUACAUCGUCAACAAUGGACACACAGUUCAAGUCUCCGCGACGGAGGACUCGAACCGAUUCAUCGAGGGGGCUCGGCUUCCGGGCCGCUUCCAAUUCGCCCAGUUCCAUCUCCACUGGGGUGCGAACUCGAGCAGAGGGUCCGAACACACGGUCCGUGGGUUCCAGUACCCGCUCGAGCUUCAUUUUGUGCACUUCAACACCAGAUACGGCUCUGCCGCCGAAUCCAUGAAGUACGAGGACGGACUCGCUGUCGUGGCCGUCUUCUUUGAGGUGAGCCCGACGCCCAACGAGGACUUGAGCGCCGUCAUGGACGCCCUGAAGCAGGUGCGGCUGAGCGACGAGAAGGGAUUCAACAUGGCGAGCCCGGUGGUGCUGAACCGAUUCCUUCCGCGCGUCACGAGCAGCUACUACCGGUACCAGGGCUCGCUAACCACGCCGCCGUGCUCGCAGGCCGUCACCUUCCUGGUCAUGACCACCCCGGUGCCAAUCAGCGAGGAGCAGCUGCAGCAGGUCCGGCUCCUGCGCACGGGAAAGGACGAGAACUCAUCGCAGCUGGUGGACAACUUCCGGCCCACGUUCCCGCUGAACGGUCGACGCGUGUUCAAGAGCUUCCCUUCGUCGGCCCCGGGCCUGGGACCCGAGGGUUUCCCUUCGCUCCAGGACGCCGACGACUCGUACGGCAUCCUCCGCGAAUCCGGCUUCGACGACCGAUUCAGGGAAUUGGCCUCGGUGGAGUCUCUGGUCCAGGGCGUGGGUGAGGUGGUCCGUCGCUGCAACUACGUGCGCUCCUUCGUUGACUGGCCGAGGCACAGCCGCGUGUGCGCGCCUAUCUGGAACGCCUUCCAGGACCUACCACACCUAACGACGCCACCGUCCUUGUACGAGAACCCGGCUACUGGAUACUUCCAGCUGAUUGCAUUCGGGAACAAAAAGAGGAAGUGAACUCCGCUCACCAAAUGUCGACCGUCGUCCCGACGUCAAAGACCACACCCUCAUGCAAAACGUUUAGCUUAGUUUCAUUUUUCUACGGUGUUCUUAUUUUUUACUUGUACUUUUAUGACCAUGUGCAGUACGGUUCAAGGGGAUCCUUUACGCUGAGACAUGGUACGGAAGCCCAAGGGCUGUAGCUUUGCGAUGUGUAUAAGAGCACUCUUGCCUACACCACGGCAUGCAAGACGCUAUAAGCGAUGUUUUGCAGACGUACAACAUUCACUUAGACGCUAGGUGGUCCCCUAAAGAUGUGACCGUUUACACAGCAGUGUAAUUGCAUUUUAUCAAGCCUUUCCCUACGAUUCCUCGUGCCAUGUUACGCACGCUAACGUAUACUGUCGAUUCCGAUCUAAUCGCAUGUGCACUGUGCCAACAUUGGCGAAUUCUGAGGCUCAAGCUCGUUAGCCGCUGCUCGCAAACAGGUGUGAAUCUUAUCAUCGCCAUAGGUUUCGCGUAUGGCAAACUUUUGCUGUAGUGUUUCGUGUGCCUGCUGGGGAAGCAUUAUCUUACGAGAUUGUCUCUCUUGUCAUUAUGUGCUCAAGUGCCAAUGUUACUGAUGUGAAGGAGAACAGGAAAAGAAA
Rhipicephalus microplus (southern cattle tick) is the source of this 2067-nucleotide messenger RNA. Its product is annotated as carbonic anhydrase 2. Gene Ontology annotation, molecular function: zinc ion binding; carbonate dehydratase activity. NCBI's taxonomy places the organism in Eukaryota, Metazoa, Arthropoda, Arachnida, Ixodida, Ixodidae. The record is from RefSeq and is a predicted model, not a curated record. Gene Ontology annotation, cellular component: plasma membrane.